Molecule: messenger RNA, 2220 nt
Organism: Exophiala aquamarina CBS 119918
Lineage: Eukaryota; Fungi; Ascomycota; Eurotiomycetes; Chaetothyriales; Herpotrichiellaceae
Exons: 3
Coding region: 1-2220 (739 amino acids)
Biological process (GO): magnesium ion homeostasis
Cellular component (GO): intracellular membrane-bounded organelle
Source: RefSeq, a predicted model, not a curated record
AUGGCUUCAGCAAGAUCGAAUUCCUACCUGGCCACGAGGCCAUUAGUCCUUGGGCUUUCGAAGAUCCUCUUCCUGUCACUCACCCAAAUACCAUUCGUGCGAGCUGCUCCCCUCCACGCAGCGACGUUGUUCUCCGCGCUGAAAGAAGAGGAAGGAAAGGACAACGACGAUCCACAGCUAUGGCUUUAUCUCACGUUUGCAGCUAUCUUGGUCCUCGCGGGAGGUGCCUUUGCAGGCCUGACAAUAGCUUUGAUGGGUCAGGAUGAAAUCUACCUACAAGUCAUUCGUGAUUCUGGCGAAGGUGCCGAGAAAAACCACGCCGCCAAAGUUUUGAAAUUACUCCAGAAGGGGAAGCAUUGGGUCUUGGUCACUCUACUUUUGAGCAACGUCAUCACCAACGAGACAUUGCCUAUCGUGUUAGAUCGCUCACUGGGUGGUGGAUGGCCUGCUGUCCUUGGUUCCACGGUCUUGAUCGUCAUCUUCGGUGAGAUUGCUCCUCAAUCGGUCUGCGUGCGUUACGGUCUGCCUAUCGGUUCUUGGAUGGCUCCUUUCGUCCUAGGCCUCAUGUACAUAAUGGCCCCUGUCGCUUGGCCUACCGCAAAGUUACUUGAUUAUCUCUUGGGAGAAGAUCACGGAACUGUGUACAAGAAAGCAGGUCUGAAGACUUUGGUAUCACUGCAUCGAAGCCUGGGCGAAGCCGGGCAACAGCUGAAUGCUGACGAGGUAACAAUCAUCAGCGCUGUGUUGGACUUGAAAGACAAAUCGGUCGGUCGUAUUAUGACUCCUAUGGAUGAUGUCUAUACCUUGUCCCUCGAUGAUGUCCUGGAUGAGGUAACCAUGAAUGACAUACUCACUCAGGGUUAUUCUCGAAUUCCAGUCCACCAUCCUGAUAACAAUUCCAACUUCAUCGGCAUGCUACUGGUCAAGAUGCUCAUCACGUAUGACCCCGAGGACGCCAAACCCGUGCGUGACUUUGCACUAGCCACCCUGCCCGAGACAAGGCCUGAUACAAGUUGUCUUGAUAUUGUCAAUUUCUUCCAGGAGGGCAAGUCUCAUAUGGUUCUGGUAUCUGAAUAUCCCGGAGAUGACCAUGGCGCCAUCGGCGUGGUCACACUUGAAGAUGUCAUUGAGGAAUUGAUUGGCGAGGAGAUUGUGGAUGAGUCUGAUGUAUUCAUCGAUGUACACAAAGCGAUCCGUCGAGCCAUGCCUGCCCCUACAAGACGGAUCUCAAGGCACCUGACUCCCGAGCCAAAUGGCGCCCAACCCCCAGCUUCUGAUCUGGUUGAUAUCAAGGAACACGAUCUCCUAUCUCCUGACGACUUACAUCCUGUCCAGACCACAGAUACCUUCCCAGGCAAGACGAAAGCAAUUUCAGCUCUUCGACGGCACUCUAGUGCCAGCAACAAUGCGAGUGAAAUACCCCGCGUGAAACGAGCCGCAACAGAGGAGAUCAUGGAACACCUCAAGCAUCUAGGGCCAUCAAAUCCUGCCCAGCGCCCCAAAGCCACAAGGUAUGCGACCGUCAAAAUCAAACCCGGUACAGAUGCAACUUCGAACUCGAGUGGUCCGGUGGUUGGCGGAAUCUCGACUCCGGUGCGCAGAGUCUCUGAAUCGAUGACGGACUAUCAUGGAGGAAUCGGCGAGGGUAUCGUAAAAUCUGGAGGGAAAGGCGCUAGUGACGGUGUACAAGCUCUUCAGCAUGGAUAUGGCACAAUCUCAUCGUCACCAAGCGAUAAACGGCCGCACAGUGCAACGAAAGGCAUCCAGGCUGAUUUACUGUCAUCAGACCGACCAAAAUUCCCCAAUCAUGUCAACGAUGAAAAUGCGCGACCUCAACCAAAAACCAAAGAUUCGUCGAGUACGAUCAAUAGCCUACCUGGAUCCCGACCCCGGUCUCGAAGCCCGUAUUACCACAGUAAAGGCCCGGCUAGGAGUGGUAGUAUCACAGAAAACAUCGUGGACACUAACGGGUUUAGGAAAGUGGUGCUGGAAACUACUUCUAGCAGCGAAUCUAACGAAGAUGAAGACAACAGCGGUGCCAACAAAGGGUAUUUGAACCCCGACGGCGGGAAAAGCAGCAAUGCCAACCGCUCCGAGGCGAGCCUGCGAAGUGUCUCAGCGGAAACAGAGGAGACAACGACGGCGAUUUCGAAAAAGAAGAAGAGAAGACGUAAGAAGCGUGGAAAUGGUACCGGCGAAACAGAGCCUCUGUUGAAAUAG